This is a messenger RNA of Macrobrachium nipponense, 2273 nucleotides long. RefSeq names its product thiamine transporter 1-like. Lineage: Eukaryota; Metazoa; Arthropoda; Malacostraca; Decapoda; Palaemonidae. Gene Ontology annotation, cellular component: plasma membrane. Gene Ontology annotation, biological process: vitamin transport; transmembrane transport. The record is from RefSeq and is a predicted model, not a curated record. Bases 168 to 1541 code for a protein of 457 amino acids. The transcript is spliced from 8 exons. Gene Ontology annotation, molecular function: vitamin transmembrane transporter activity.
CUGUGCACGAUUAUCAAACAAAUGACGCAACCGUGCGUCUUGUUGAAGUGUAACCGUAGGAAUUCUUGUGAAGAUCAUGAAGUCUUUAUUGUACUGUGCCACCGUAAUAUGAAUUGUGAUCUGUAAUUAUAAGUUAUAUUUACGUCUGCUGACUCUGGAGGCACGGAAUGGAAACAUGGCUGGGCACGUGUCUUCUGCUAUGCCUGUACGGAUUCUUCAAGGAAGUCCGACCCUCGGAGCCGUUUCUGACGGAAUACCUUAUCAGUCCUCCCAUGAACCUCACCAAAGAAGAGGCUUACCAAGAAGUGUACCCUGUCUGGACCUACUCCUACCUCUCUCUUCUGAUUGUUGUCUUUUUGUUGACUGAUCUCUUGAGGUAUAAGCCAGUGAUUGUGUUUGAAGGCAUUGGCUAUGUCAUCACCUGGGUACUUUUGUUGUGGGCGCGAGGGGUUGGCUGGAUGCAGUUCAUGCAAUUCACCUAUGGCGUUGCAACGUCGACGGAGGUUGCCUACUUCACCUACAUCUACGCCAAAGUCUCCACCGAACAUUACCAGAAAGUAACGAGCUUCACUCGAACAGCUCUUCUUCUUGGAAGGUUUAUGUCCGGAGUACUGGCCCAGACGUUGGUAGCCACGGAUGCUAUGAACUAUCAUGGGCUCAAUUACAUCUCUUUAGGAAACGUCAGUGUUGCCUUUCUUAUUGCCUGCUUCCUGCCACCAGUACGCACCAGCAUCUACUUCCAUCGUCAUGAAUACAUUGCGUCCAGUGAGGGUGACAGUUCCCGGCGUCUGGAUGAAACGGGAGGGGAGAAAUGGAGGACCAAGCUGUGGUUCACUAAGGUAAUGAAACUCAUCUGGGAAGAUUUUAAAACUGCUUACAGCAAUACUUAUCUGCUGAAAUGGUCGAUCUGGUGGGCAUUCGCCACUUGUGGGAACUUUCAAGCAGGAAAUUAUAUCCAACCUCUUUGGGAGACCAUCGCGCCAAUGGAAGAAACCGAAGAGAUUUACAAUGGAUUAGUUGAAGCACUUUCCACAUUAAUGGGAGCCUUGUCUGCUUUUGCUGUUGGAUACGUCCACUUGAACUGGUCUCUGUUUGGUGAAGGGGCAAUGGCAAUUAUCUCUCUUAUAGAUGGAUUACUUUUAAUCUUCUUAGGCCUUACCAGCUGGAUUUGGGUUGGUUAUGUUAAUUACAUUCUCUUCAGAGCUUCUUAUCAAGUUAUGAUUACAAUUGCCAGUUUUCAGGUGGCAAAGGAGCUUCGAGCUGAUAGUUAUGGCUUGAUUUUUGGAAUCAACAUGUUUAUAGCUCUUUUCCUUCAGUCGCUCUUGACCCUCAUAGUUGUCCAAGUUCUUGGAAUUGAACCACGAAUGCAGUUUGUUAUAUAUGGAAGUUACUUCCUGGUGUUGGCAUUAUUCUUCUUCGUCCUUGCAUCAUACUCCUGUGGGAAAUUAGGAGUACGGGGAAUAAGAGAAGCAGGAAUAUGGGAUGAACAAAAUACUACAGAAAACCAGGAGGCCCCAGUAGGUACUACUGAAGUUAUGUGAUUUAUGAUCAAAUGAUGAAGGAGUCUGUGCUGGUGUUCUUAACUUAAGGCUCAGGAUAUCGUGUCUCAUUCUUGAAAAAUGUAUAGGUUAUUUCAGCCAUGACCAAUUCUUGUAAACAUAUACUCUAGUUGUAAUGAUGCUUCAGCUCAUUUAAAAAGCCUUGUAGAUUAUAAGUUUUCUUGUUGUAAGUACGUACAGUAUUCUUAGAUAACCUGAUAAUAAAGUAAUAUAAUAACCAUACAGGAAAUUAUUUAAGAUUUCAUGCAUAAAUAAUUACUGAUGGAUAUACUGUGCAAUAUUAUAACAAAGCUUUCACAUACCCUUGAUGGAAACUAUGUACAAUAUAGAUGAUAGUAAUUCAACCGUUUAGGUACAUAUAUGUAUAUAUUAAUGGGAAUCUGGUUUUAUGGUGCUUGACAAGUGUUGCUGUUAACUAGAUUUUCGGCUCUGGUAAGUGGUUUUUUGGUGCCGGUAAGAGAUUUAUCGGCGUUGGUAAGCUGUUUAUUGGUUUUGGUAAGUGGUUUAUCGGCACCAAUAUCCAGUUAUUGUUGCUGAUAUCUGGUUAGUACCUCCGUUAAGCAGUUUAUCAGUGCUAUUAUCACCAAUUUUUGUUUAGUGUUAACAUUUGGUUAUCGGUGCUCGGCCGGGAAUGAAACCCCCAUUGUUAACUGGGGAUUGCCUGUAAAUAUAUGUACAGUGGACCCCUGUAUUCACUGAUUAUGCGUGCCAAAA